GUUAGUGAAAAGCACAUUCUGUUUCCGCCAUUAUUUGAAAUUUUGAAUUGAGUCUAAAACUGACUAGUUUUUUUAUUGUACUAUUGUUUCUCCACGUGUAUAUGAGUCUUCAGAUAAUCUGUAUUUUCUCGCUAUGGAAUUUCAAGGUGCAGAACCAAUGGCACUCGGAUCCCCCACCUCCCCGAAGCCCGGAACAGGUGCUCAGUUCUUGCCUGGUUUUCUAAUGGGAGACCUGCCAGCCCCUGCAUCUCCUCAGCCUCGUACCUUCGGCGGCUCCAUUGCCGGUGGAAUGGAACUGAGGUCACCACUUAUGUCAGGUAUCUCCCCUCCUCAGCCAGUUGUCCCUACUCCUAAAGACAAGAGUGGAGCACCCCCAGUUAGAAGUAUUUAUGAUGAACUUGCAAGUCCAGGGGUUGGUCUAACACCAAUAAGUUCAAGAAAACAACCUGCCUAUUCAAUUAUGCAGACCCCAUUGUCUGGGAUGACUCCAACCACCCCAGGAACAGCUUCAAGUGUGUUUAGUCCUACUAUUGGGCAGCAGAGGAAAGCCACCCUCUCUCCAGCUCAGGUCGAUCCUUUCUACACUCAAGGAGAUGCUCUUUCUUCAGAUGACCAUCUAGAUGACAAAUGGGUUACAGUUUUUGGGUUUCCUCCAGCAUCUGCUUCUUAUAUCCUGCUACAGUUUGCACAGUAUGGAAACAUAUUAAAACAUGUGAUGUCUAACAAUGGAAAUUGGAUGCACAUGCAAUAUCAGUCAAAACUCCAAGCUAGAAAAGCACUCAGUAAAGAUGGAAAGGUCUUUGGAGAAGCUAUCAUGAUUGGGGUUAAGCCAUGCAUUGACAAGUGUGUCAUGGAGAGUUCUGAUAAAGGUUCAACAUCUGGCUCCUCAGUAGUGUAUACUCCUCCCAUUAAAAUGAUUGCGACUCCGUCCCAUCCUGCAAAUACACCUCGAUCGACCUCCAUGAGGCCUCUGGCUGCUGCAUACAAAGCCUCCAGCAGUGACUAUCAGGUGGUUACUGACAGACAGACCCCAAGGAAAGAUGAGAGUUUAGUAUCGAAAGCCAUGGAAUAUAUGUUUGGUUGGUAUUGAUAAGAAAAAGCCCUUGAUUGUUCCUUGGUCCAAAACAGAGUACAGCAGAGAUGGAGAUAAUUGCAUUAUAGACUUCUCUGGUUUGUUCUCAUGUACUUGGUUAGUUAUAUAACCACUAUUGACAGUUUAAAUACAUGUUGAAGCCUUUCUGAUACAGACUACAUGCAAUUAGUUUGGAUUGUACAGAGUUGUAUGAACUUUACACUGUUAAGAAUUUAAGUAUUUAAUUGGGCUGUACAUUGUUUCUGAAAUUGACAAAACAUGCUAAAAUCAAUGCAAACUUACAUUUGGUCGUGUGUAUGUAUGUGUGUGUGUGUGUGUGU
Polyodon spathula (Mississippi paddlefish) is the source of this 1413-nucleotide messenger RNA. Its product is annotated as nucleoporin NUP35-like. Gene Ontology annotation, biological process: NLS-bearing protein import into nucleus; nuclear pore organization; regulation of DNA-templated transcription. Gene Ontology annotation, molecular function: phospholipid binding; single-stranded DNA binding; structural constituent of nuclear pore. Bases 134 to 1090 code for a protein of 318 amino acids. The record is from RefSeq and is a predicted model, not a curated record. Lineage: Eukaryota; Metazoa; Chordata; Actinopteri; Acipenseriformes; Polyodontidae. Gene Ontology annotation, cellular component: nuclear pore central transport channel; nuclear membrane; nuclear pore nuclear basket. The transcript is spliced from 9 exons.